Messenger RNA from Daphnia carinata, 15979 nucleotides. RefSeq lists its product as uncharacterized. NCBI's taxonomy places the organism in Eukaryota, Metazoa, Arthropoda, Branchiopoda, Diplostraca, Daphniidae. Gene Ontology annotation, molecular function: protein binding; calcium ion binding. The record is from RefSeq and is a predicted model, not a curated record.
UAAUCAACCGUCAAACGUAGAAAAAACAAAACAAAAAGAAAAGUUCCAAUCUUUCUUCGCAUUUCAAAUUUUCUUUCUUUUUUACUCUGGAAAAAGAAAGAUUAUUUAUUGCGGUGUGCGAAACUCUCGCGUUUCUUUUUGACGAACGGCUGAAGUGGAUGGUGGUAACUCUUUCACCGGCGUUUACUUGUGUGUCAUCGGUGCAGCGCUGAUCUUGAUUGGUGGCAAAAAAUAAAAAAAUAAAAACUGCUCAUCUCCGCUCCAUUUCAACGGGUGUCUUCAACUGACCAGGAUUACACGUUUUUUUUUGUGUUCUAACCGACAGGCAGUUGCUUUUUAUUUGUUCGGUUCGAUUUGAAAUUUCUUUUGACGGAGGCGCUAAACGCGUGCAAUCAAAAGUUCAAACUCCCGCUUUCGACCGAGUCCCCAAGAUGCAGCAGCCAUCCAUCGGUGGGUGGAGCGUUGCUCUUGUGGCUCUCUUCUUGUUCAACGCCACAUUCAUCACCGCUAAUCAAGCUGGCGCAGCAGGAUCAACGUCCGUCUGCGACCCGUCGACCCAAGUGGCUUGCCGGAAUUACCCCAGCAUCUGUAUCGAGGUGGAACGCGUGCAGGAUGGCGUCGCCGAUUGUCCGGACGCAUCCGACGAAGACUGCCAGCCUUGGGAGUUUACCUGUUUGUGCGGGCAGCCUCGUUGCAUCAGCGGAUCGCUGGUUGGCAACGGAGCCCUGGACUGCGCUGACGGCUCCGAUGAAGGUCUGAUUGGCGGCAACUGCAAGUCGGACGAGGACUUGCAGAACAUCGACGACCUCGUCCGAUUCCGUCGUGCGUCCUCCGAUGUGAGGGUGGAAGUGAAUGGUGGUCAAACGACAACCUUCUUCCUGAAAACGGAAUUACCUCUGAUCCGGCCCAGGCCCCUCGGUGUAAUCACAUCGACCAAGGGAGCUUUCAUCAACGAAGGGACAACAACAGAAUACACAACUCAAGUUAUCGGCACCUCGGUGGAUGGCACCUACGCCAAAAUUCAGAGCACCAAAUCGCGAAUUUUCUCGCCUGUUCCUACUGAUUUAUUCGCUGUAGAUCUGCCCGUCGAUCUUCUUCCUACUGGACUUGUUUCCAGCUCAUUGGUGACUCGUAUUCGUGGUGAAACGACCACCAUCGAAACAACUGAAUUUGUUCGCACAUUUAUCGAUCAAAUUUACGUGCAAGAAAUAUUGACAAGUUCUGAAAUUUUCGCACCGUUGCCGUCAAUUGAUCAAAUUGGCAACGUUCAGCCGUCACCUGUUAGUCGCAUUGUCAUCCCGACUGUAAUCAUCGAUAGCAGCUUGGCGAACGAAGAUGAAUCUGGAAAAAUCGUUUUCAAAACUGCCCAUCUAACAUCGCUGGUUGGUGAACGUGUGAUUGAAUCGUCUAUCGGUGGUAUCAACGUAGCAUUUGAUGAAGAUAAACCAACAGAUGAUGAAAGUAAAAAGAUCAUCACUAGUUUCGAAGAGGUCCCUGACAAUAAUCUACGGGGAUCUCGUGCCAGAAGUGAUUUAUUACCAGAAUCUGCUGUUCAAACGAAACCUGUUGUCGUCCUCGAGACGUUUGUGGCUGCCUUACCAUCGUCUCGCAAUGUUGAAUCUUCUCCAAUCGAAGCUGACAUCGUUGAAACCGAUGACGUUGUCACUGAAAACGUGGACGUGACAACGAUCACCCCAUCAAUCGAUGAGUUGGAAGCUGACCUACCCGUCAAAACUGAAACAGGGGUAAACGAUGAAAUCCCAGCUUUCAUCGAAAGUAUUCAAUCUGGGCCCGUUCCAGUCAUCGAAGAUGUACAGCACACCCUAGCUGUCGAUGCUGAAUCUGUUCAGUCAGAGUCUAUUUCAGCCGUUAAUGUCGAAACUGUUGAACCCUCGGUCGUCGAAACCGUGGAAUCAGAACCCGUUUCCAAUGUCCAGCUCGAAACAGAAGACAAAGAUCUUGUUCCAGCCGUCCAUAUCGUAGCUGUGGAGUCUAUCCCAGCCGUGAAAGCCGAAAACUCUGUAUCAGAAAAGCUGGAAGUCAUUUCGGCCGUGCAAGUGGAACCCACUGUCCCUGAUAGACCAGCCGAAGACCUAGAAACAGAAUUUGAACCGGAAACAUUUACGUCUGCUCCAGAAAGCGUAACUGAGCAAAGCACGGAAAGUGAACCAUCUAGUCAAGACGGUCAGCGAGAACCUCGUGUCGAAAAUAAACCCCCAAUCAGACCGAAAUUCCCUGCCCUGGGCCCAUUGCCAUCACGCCCGGUAGAGCCAGCCCGACCCGUCGGACUCAUCUCUUCCUUCGAAGGUUCACUCGUCAACAACGGAGUGACCACCGUCUACACGUCGCUCAUUUUCGGUACAGUCAUCGAUGGCGAAUGGGCCAACGUGGUAAGUACCAUCACCACUGUUUUAGCACCCAACGCCAUCGUCGAUACUGUGGCCCCCGUUGUAGCACCAGACGUUGAGAUUGUAGCUACCGUUCCAGUGUCCGUUGUCGCCACUGAGCUACCUGCUGAGAUUCCGGCAGUUGAGGCCCAACCUGUUGAGCUGGAAAGCAGUCUGAAUCAGCCGAUUGAAACUAGCACCCCGCUGGCGGAAACACCGCAAGGUUUAUUGCCCGUCACUCGCGUCACCACCUUCACGUUCUUUACGACGUUCACCGAAACCAAAGGGGACGAGGUUGUUACUUCAGUUAGCUCUCGCGAAGUGGUCAGCUCCGAUGUCCAGUACGUUGAAGAGACCAUCAAACCUGACGAUAUCAUCGAAAUGAUGUUGGGCGAGUCGGGCAACGAGACCAGUCCUUCCAUCACAACUGUCUUUAAAACGUACACGUAUUUCUCUACGCUUUUCGAUGACACGACCACCAAAAUGAUAACUCGUGAGGAAGUGGAAUCGAGCGUGAUUACGCUGACAGGUGAAAGCCCAUUAGCCACGACACCUGUACCCCAAGAAGCCACCAAGAUGAUGGAAACUGAGGUCGUCAAUACGAAAAUGGUGGACGACAUUCAACCGAGUGUCAUCGAAUCUUCGCUGAUGGAGACUGUCGAUGAUGAAGCAGGAAAAAGGAAGCAACUCUUCAGUUCGCUAGCUGGCGGUAUUGUCAAAACAUUCUUUACUACCUUCACCUUUUUCACGACGGCUUUGGUCAACGGAACAACGGUCGUUUCUAGCCGUAUUGUGGUUAGUACGAACGCUGUAACUCCCACUGUCCAGCUGACCGACAUCGAUGAAGAACUCUGGGAAUCGCUGAAAGCGCAGGACGAGCGUCGAAGUCAAGAAAUGACAUCCGUUUCUACUGCUCAGACUAUCCUUCCUGUUCUACCGUCUAUUGAAACCGUCCUUCCGGUUGUGAUCGUUUCGACUCCAGUCGUAUCGACACCCGAACCCACUACCGUCGAGCCAGUCUCCCAGGAACCCGAAAUUAGUCAAGCGGAAGUAACGGUCGAGACAUCGGAAGAACCCAUAAGCUCCACGGAUUCAAUGCCGACGCUACCACCCCUGGAGGAAAUUGUUCCAGUCGCACCGAUCGAAACCCCCGUUGAAACUACCCCGAUCGUUUCAUCAUCUGAAGCCCCGAUUGAAAUCGUCCCCGAAGAGCCAAUCGUUUCCGAAUCUCCGAUCGAGGACGUACCGACCAUCGAUCCAUCAACAGCAACGGAACCUUCACUCCCGCAAACGCUGUACACGACUUUCACGUACUUGACGACCUUCUUCACAGAUGGAACGUCCAACGUCGUUAGCCGUGAAGAGACGGUGACGAAUGUUUUGACGGAAGCGGAUGCUGUUAUCGAGGCCACUGUUCCAGUCUUCCCCAUUACUUACUACACCACAUUCACCUACAAAACAACAUCGUUCGUUGAUGGCCAAACGUUGAUUGACACACGAGAAGAGACCGUGACCAACAUCGUGACUCCCACAGCUUCCGAAGCUUCUACCGUCCAGCCGAUCGUCCCAACAGCUGUCGUCGCCGUCACUCCUACACCGACAGUCGAUCCAGCUCUGACAACAUUCUACACCACCUUCACCUAUUUCGCCACCAGUUUCGAGGCGGACACGGCCAUUGUGACCAGCAGCCUGGAAACGGUCACCAAUUACGUUUCGGCAUCGGAGACGAUCGCCGUUCCUUUGGCUACGAUUGUGCACAGCCUCAAUGACGCUGCCACUCCGGUUAUGGACAUCCAACCUACACCACCAGCUGUUGAUGCUGAACUGGUGGCUAAUAACACGGCCCGUAAUAUCGGGACGAACGUCGUUAGUCAAUUGAUUGUCGAUCUGGCCGCAUCGGAGAAGACGAACCUUCCGUCAUUAACUGGAUUGCUAUCGACCAUCCGCAGCACGUUGGUUAACAAUGGCAUUACGACUGUGUUCACGACUGACGUGCUGGGCACGUUCAUUAACGGUCAAUACGCCCGCAUCUUGGAGAGUUCCAGCGAAGUGCUGAAUCCGGCAUCUCAGCUUCCGGCGACAGUUAUCGUUGCUGCGAGCGGAGUGGAAGGUUUAGAAGCAACUGACUUGUUUCCAUCUUCGGUUGUGACACCGUCAGUCGAGUUGGAAGGCUCUAUCGUGCUGCCCGUCAGCCCGUCCCAGACGAUUAGCACGUCACCGUCGCCGGCCGAAAGCGGAGUUGAAGAACAACAGGACAAUGAAAGCUCCAAAGUGGACGGUGGGCGCAUCACGACGCGCCUCUCGGCGCCUCCCCGCAACCGCACUUUCGUUCCCGCCAUCCGGCCGUUCACCCAGCGGCCGCGACCUCCUUUGCCCACCAGGCCGAGGCGCCCGCCUUUCACCAGCGCUGCCGUCAGUGACGAAACAACCACUACCUCCUCUCCAAUUUCGCCAAGCCCGGCCUCAGUUAGUGGCAGCAACAGCGUAAGCCGUCCAGCUCCAUUUAGCAGCCGUUUCCGGCCUUCCGGCGUUUCAGCUUUCUCCAGCAGCUCAACAACGGAAUCUUCGUCGCGAAGCGGCAGCCAGUUCUUCCGUUUGCGAUCAUCCGGUUCUCCGUCUAGUAUCGGAGGUAUCAGUCCGACUCCGGUCUUGUCUUCCCCUUCCACCGGCCUUCCGGGCCGUCGAUUCUCCAGCAGUAGCUUCGCACCGUCGAUCGGUUCCCCUCGCAGUAGUCUGGCCGGAUUAUCUGCCCGUCGGCCGUCUCUUUUGAGCAGCGGUGUCCGCGCUUCCGGCCUUUCGAGCAGCACGAUCGUCAGUAGCGGUCUGACUAGCUCCGUGUCCAGCACACCGCGAUUCGGACGGCCAACGACUCCACCGACAGUCGCCAUCGAAGAAGAAAUUACAACCGAUGAUAAUACUGAACCCGUGACAUCAACAACAGCCCGAGCGACUUCCUCCUUCCGGCGUCCGUCUCCGAUCAGACCGGCUAGUCCAGCCAUCGAGCCAACAGCCGUGUCGCCAUUGAUUCCAUCUCGUCGCCAAUUUCCAUUCUCGAGAGCCAAUUCUCGUAAUGUGAAUCCGGCCGUGACGGAAUCAACUCGCCCAUCAUCCGACUCGAGUAGUUCCAUUAACUCCCUUUCAUCCGAUUCCGGCGUCACGUCGCGUCCUCGAUUCGUCCGUCCGCCGAAAUUGACUUUCACUGAGAAGCCCAGACCGGCUGUUACGAGACCAACUCGGCCGGCCAGCAGGACUGAAGCUGCAGCUGCAUCCAACGUUGAAGUAGUGACUGUCGAAGCACCUGAAUCCCUCGCUUCUCGUUCCAAACGGCAAAUCGAUUUCGAUCACUACUUCUACGAUCCAGCGCAUUAUCGCAGACCUUCCUCAAAGACCAGUACGACACGCGGACGCGCCGCUAGCGCCUCGAUCGUCCAUCAGGAUUACGAUUAUGAACAACGUCUCGCUCUCCUUGACGCUCAAGAUUACGAUGGGUUCGAAGUCGAAGAUCGCAAGGUCACUAAAUCUCGCCAAACAUCGUCGAGCACCUCCGCCCUGCGCGACCGUCUCAUGGCCAACAGGCAAAAUCGGAAUCAAGCGACUACGCCAGCCCCACGAUCGCGGACCAGGACAUCCACGGCGGGAAGGACUAGUCAAAACAGAAGACCAGGAACAUCUACGUCUUCUAGAGCGCGCCCUACAACCAAUGCUGCGGCAGCCAGGCAGAGAGCGAGGGUAUCUACGACGACGGAAAGGACUUCGUCAGGUGGUCGUCGCACGUUUGGCAAUAACCGUAGACCGAGCACUAGAAAUCGCGUGCCCGCCAACGAUUUCGACGAGGAAGAAUUCAUUUCUCCAGAGCCAGUUUUACCCAGCUCGGCGCCUUCGCUUUCAUUGCCAAUCAGCGUGACGCACAAGGUCCCCACCGAGACGACCAUUCCAGUUGUGAACAACGGCAAGACGGAAUUCCGGACGGUGCUGGCCGCCAAGCCGAGCAUCGAAGUAUUGGAUCAAUACUCUACGAUGAGAGUGAGUGGCACGUGGCGCUAUCUAGCGAGCGAAGUUAGCGCUACCCCUACACCUGGCACCACGUUGAUUACGCAAUACGUGUUGAAACCGACAGAGACGACGACGGUGACUUUCACGCCGACAACGAUCCGUGGAAGACCUACUUCCUUUUCUCACGUUGUGCCCAGCACAGCUUUCGAAGUAGAGACGGUCGUUUCAACCAUAUCCGAUCCCCUUGCAUCGACCAACAAUUUAUUGCAACAGCUUUUGCUGGGCGGUCUGCAACAAAGCGGACCCGUCACCAGUUUCAACACGCACACGAGCACGUUCGUGACGACAUUGACGGAAUUGAAAACGACGAAAAUUCCCAUCACGUUGCGCGGCCAAGAGAUUUUCACGACCAUCAUCGGUUCGUUGAGCACAGUCAUCACGGCAACUGAUUUCAGUACGGAGACGAUCGUCACGGGACCAACGGAAGCUCCAGGAAAUGCCCUGGCUAAUCUGCUUCCAGCUCUUCUGGGCAAUCAAUUACUGCAAGCUCAGCUAUUGGCUCCCCAACUGCAACCUGCACAGGUUUUGCCCAUUCAGGCUACACAGGUUCCGCAAGCCGCUGUUGUUCCGCAACAGAAGAAAGAAGAAAUCGUUUCCAGUCAAGUGUUUGAAGAGUUUGACGAAGUCGCUUUCGAGCCGCUCGAGGAAGUCAAAGUCGUCGAACGGCCGAGAGAGGAAAUUGUUCCAGCUAAACCGAUACCGGUUACGAGCGUGAUCACUCUCUUCUUAUCUGGCCGACGACCUGGAGAGUUCAGCUCCAUUUUGUCCACUAUCACGCUAGAUGGCAAUGCUGCGGAUGCGACGGUAGUCAAACGCCAAAUUGAUCCUACUGAUAUCCUUCCGAUGGAGGCUUCCCAACUUCCUUUCUUGGUCGGAACAGACAAGGGAAUCUACGAAUUGCCCGAGAAUUAUUCGCCAUUAGAUCUCGAUUAUUACGUCAUGUCGGCCAUCAACGAAAUCGACGCCGAAGUCAUCGAAGAUGUUAAAGAGACCCAACGUUUGGCUGACGUUAUCAAGAAGGCUAAAGGAAACAGCAAACGCAAAGCUCGUCAAGUGUCCUACGAAUGGACGGAUGAAGAACCGCUGGAAGCUAUUGAAUCUAACCUGGAGGAAUUCAAAGUAGAGCCAUUGCCAAGUGGACGCGGAACGCUCCGGCGCAGGACCGUCACUCGCAAAGUAUCUGAUCUUGUUUCUGAACGAAAGAUCGGCGAAGAUUUCGUGUCGAAUAAUCGCGCACGUAAAGUGGUGGUCGUCACUCGACGUCGUCCCGUUUCAUCCACCAGCGUCGUCGAUGAUCAGAAGAUUGCCCGGCGGAUCGAUCAAGGAGAAUCGAACACUGCCGAAGGCAAACCUUUCGUCGUCAUCCGAAAGAGGCCUGUCAAUCGAACUGAAACGAAAACUGAAACGAAAACUGAAACGAAAACUGAAACGAAAACUGAAGCUCCACCUCUUUCAUCUUCGUUGAUCGAACCGGAAACGGAAUCUCCAGUGCGCAACAACCUUUUCGGCGACGUCUACGCUCCGCGGACUUACUACACCGUCUAUUCCUAUUUCUAUACGCUUUUGAACGGGCCGAGUAGCGGUCAAGUGUCGACGCGCGAAGUCAGCAUCUCGGAAAUUGUCCGCGGAUCGGACGGCCGCAUUCCGUCCGGAUUCCAGCGCACGGAAAAUGGCAACGGACUGUACCCGUUGAGCAGCGGCAAAUCCGUGGCGGAUCUCAGCACUCGCGUCAACAACGGCAUCACCACUCAGGUCAAUUUGGCUUCGAUGACGAUGGUCAAGUACGGCCGAGGAGCCGUUCGAGCUUCUGAUGUCGCAGCCAAAGUCAAGGAGGAAACACCUGUCCGUCCUACGACGCAGCCUCCCCGAAGAGUAUCUAUUGUACCCACUCCUCGUGUCGAGCCAUCCUUCGAUGACUUCGCAUCGGACGUGAACGAUGUUACCCCUACGCAGAAACUUCCAUCUGGAACAACACGCACUAGAGGAAGAGCGCUGGAAGCCACGAAUAUUGUCCGUCAACCUGUUGCUGUGGAAGAGACCAAGAGCAGCCGAACUGCAGGCAGCAAUCGUGGAAGAGGCACGGUCCGUUUCAAUCCAGCAUCGGUUUUAGGUGAAAGCCUUGAUGUGAUACCAACAGCGGUUAGAUCACGUGUCAAUACCGAAGCUCGAGUUCCACAACAACAACCCCGAAUCAUAUCCGGACCGACCCGCGGCCCUGUUCGAGCUCCGGUGCGUGUUCCAGUGAGGAAUUCGAUCGUACGAGAACCUAUUCGCAAACCGGAACCUGUUGUCCGCAAUUCUAUCAUCCGAGGUCGUCCCCGACCGGUAGAAGAGCAAGAACUCUUUGUUGACAUUCCAGAAGAAGAACCGAUUCAGCCUUUUGAAGAUGAAGUCUUCUAUGACGACCCUGGAUUCACAGAGGACCCACCAGCCGAUGAAGAUUAUUUUUACGAUCAUCACGAAGAUGAACUACCGUUGCUCGAUGGACAAGAACCGGAAUACGAUGACUUUGUGGAUACUAAUGAGCCGCUGCCACUCGUUAAUGUGAACGCCGUUGAAACAGCUACACCGGCCGUCAAGACAAAGAUAUCCGUGACCACCGUGGCUAGCACAACUGUCAGCGAAACGAGUAGCAGCACGAAAUUGAUUGGCGUGACACCGACACGCCGGACGACCAUUUCGCGCAAGUUGCUGAACCCACUUCAGAGUCAUUUGAGCAGCAUUUUGGCCAAUUCGCGGUCCGGCUUGAGAGCCAGUUCCAGCGUUCUAAAGACUAAUGAGCCCGGUUCGUCCAAUCCGUUCCGUUCACGUUCCCACUCGAAAUCUAGCGUCAUCCCGACGUUCACAACGUCCACCGUUGUAUGGGAACAAUUCCAAACGCUGUCCACAUUGGCCGUUGAUGGAGGUCGAAGUGGCAUCCCUCUCACGCUGAUCACGUCGUCAUUGACGACCUUGUUCGACGCUGAAUUGUCAUUAUUGACAGCAUCUCCUGACGUAUUCAAACCAGUGGUUCAACCAACUGUGUUGCCCAUGUCACGAAACAAGCCGCAUAAUUUCAAUCCAACGGCCCGUUUGACAUUGCCCAUUCGAGCAUCGGUCGCCAUCGGCCUCUUACCAUCGACUGGUACCAUCGAAUCGACCAUCGAAGAUACAUCCGAGCCUACGACGGAAUCCAACGUGGACACUACGGAGGUACCCAACCUGUCGGACCUGUUGCUUCGCGGUGGCAAUCUCGUUACAGUCGUCGAGACUCAAUUGAAAACUUUCACGGCUGUCGUGACACGAAAGAGCGGGACCGAAGAGGAGGUCACCACUCGACUGGAAGUCCUGCCCGAACUGGUAACCAAGACCGUUGUUCAAAUCGAGCCGACAUCAGUCGUUGAUGUCCAAGCAUCCCUCGACGCUUUGGAGAAUCUUGUUCCGACAGCUCGGGCUAUUCCUGCCAGAGACGGACGCGAGCAGCUGAUUCGCGAUGACGGUAUCGAAGAAGUUCGGGGCGGCCGCCUUAAUGUGGGCGCUGGGAGCAGCAACCGAAACCCGAAUUUCGCCACGAAAAUAAUGAGCAAUGGAGUCGAAGUCAUCGUUGCCAGUGAGAAGAAACCGACGCUAUUGGCGCAGAACGUCGUUCAAAAGAGCCAGACGGUCAUCGAGCCGAGCCCGCCAAUUACACUUGCGGCUAGCACGCUUGUUAAUCAAGUUACGUUGGCAGGUCAAGUGGAAAAUGUCCGCCUCUUCUCUUCUAUUCAGUCGGAUCCAGCACGAUUUCAAACGCUUACCCAAAUGACGACCUUCACCUAUUUGACAACGCUGUUUGAUGGCGCUUCGAAAUUGGUCAGCAGCCGGGAGGAGAUCAUCACCAACUUUGUAACGCAAGAGAAGGGACGCAAAGAGACUGUAGUCAAACCAACAGCUACUGUUACUACUGGCCAGCCCGGCUCUUCCAAUUACAACACUUUUACCCACAUGACCACCUACACCUACUUCAACACCUUCCUCGAUCAGAAGAGGCCCGUUGUCUUGACGUCCCAAGAAACUGUUUCCAACGUCAUCACUGUUCCAGCUGGCCAGCCUGAAGCUACUGAACGCACCCUGGAAACGGCCACGUAUUUGAGGACCUACAUCUUUUCCAGCAAACUCGACAGGGAUGCCAUCGCCACGUCCAAGGAAGUUGUGACCCAAGUGGUCGUGACGGAAGCCCCGCGUUUGAAGGUCUUACCGACGCCCGUCGCCACGUUUAUGGAAGUCACUAAAACAUACCUCAACACGUUGACGUUGCUGUCCACUCAAAUCGAUGGCACGACAUCUACCGUCCAUCGUGUUACCACAGUCCGGCCGGAGAUAGUGGUCGAGACCAUCCGUGAUUUUGAACCGACUCCAGUUCUCGAAGGUUCUCAAAUCAUGCCAACCGAAGAUGAUUUUGGAGGAGACGGACCGCUUGUGGCCACUAAAACUUACUUCACCACCAAAACUCAUUUUACCACUCUCCAGCAAGGCACCAGGACCAUCGUCCAGUCCCGCAAAGAAGUGCGAUCUUCAGUCGUCACGGAAACUAUCGACGGAAAUCGAGCUUCGCUUUUCGCCCAACAGGAUACCUCCACCAAGGUUCCAGCAGAUCUGAAGACUCGCCCGACUUACGUCCAGCUCGGUCCCAAUCUCUACGGAAAGUUGAGGACUCUGUUCGCUACGGCCACUUAUUACAUCACGAAUUCGGCUGGUGACAUCUCAUCAAAACGUUUGGUCGUUCCGCAAGUUACAACCGAUGUGGUUCCGCUGGAUUCCAUCCCGUCGGAAGCUCUCAUCGAGCCUUCCAUUCCCGCGCUGGCCGAUAUUCAGGUGACUCCUGUACCUUCCGGAUCCGGCCAGAUCCUGACACCAGAGCAGCUUCAAUCUUUGAAACUGUCUUUCCUUGCUGGCCAGCAAUCGUCUGCUGUUCAGCCCAGCUUGAUUUUGAGUCCGGAACAUUUAAGCUCGUUGAAAGAAUCUUUCUUGUCCAACAAGCCGUCCGUCACACCGACUGAUUCGCCAUUUGAGACGAUCGAUUCGAGCACCGAUCCUGAAGUGACUGAGAUAACCACCGACCCUACCAAUGAGGACGGAUUCGAACCACCUUUUAUCAGUUUGUCACCGCCGGAAUUAGAUGGAGCUUCGCCGGAAACAGUCAUCAUGGUGACCAACACGGCAGGUGAGGUUUUGAUCAUCCCGACCGAGAUCCUCGGCACCCAACCGUCGUCGACAUCGUCUUCAUCAUCGUCGUCUUCAUCAUCUGGCAUCAUUGGCGGAUUGAGCGGAGCAGGUGUUGAGACGUUACAGCAGAAUCCUGACGUGCAAGGCCGUCGCCCGCCUAACGUCAUUCCAUUGAGAAACGUGGGUCAGCAGCCACCGCAGCAGUUGACGCCCAACCAACCGCAAAGGCCACCCACUGUUCUCCGUCGCCCUGAGCCUGGUGUGCCACUUCAACCUGGUGUGCCCGGUUCCCCUCUUCUCCGACCUGGUUCCAAUGCUGGCCAACAGUUUGGAAUAAGUCAGCCCGGUCAGCAGCCCAUUCCACCCCCGGCGCCAAUUAGCUUUAGCGCUCCACCUUUGCAGACGGGAUUCACCGGCAUGCCCAAUCAGCCAAAGAGCAUUCUUCCGGCUACGCGCACAGCUGGAUUAGCAACAGCUGUUCCAGGUGUACGCCCACCUCCACCACCAUUUGUCAACGGUCAAAAUAACAUUGACCGUGUUCAAAUCGAACCCAGCCGACCCAUCCAACAAUCGAGCCGUCCAGCUAACGGCCAGUUCUUUGCUGCCAAUGGACAACAGAUUAACGUACCACCUUUGCCCGGCUCUGUCAUACCACCACCACCCGCAUCUCCACCUCCACCACCACCUGGUCCUAUCCCUCAACCCCCAGUUGAUGUCAUUGGUCCUGGAUCGAUCGUUCCCGGCCCCGAUGGUAAACCGGUGAGGAUUGUUGGUGUUCCAGAAGGUGAAGAGCCUCCACCAGGCGCUGUUGGACAAGUCUUUAUCCGACCUGUUCCUGCUCCUGCUCCAAUCAUUCCAUCCGUCAUUCGACCUGAGCAACAGCAGCCUCCCAGACGUGAAGAUAUUAACGUUCCACUGCUUCCAGUUCGCCCACCACCUAUCCAGAUUCCGGCUGUGCAAACCAUUGCAUCUGUCGUCGGUGAGAACAAAAUCGUGGCUACCAACAUCGUCAGUGGCGGACAAACAACUGUGCUCUUGCCCAACGAUCCUACCCCCGUUUUUAACAUUCCUAGCACUGCAGCUUGGCCGUCCAUUGUUCCAUCAGGCAUUAAGCCAUCUGCCGUUGAAAGCUUCAGCGUGAUGCCUACUGAUGUACCGGAAUCAGGAGGCAAUUUAGAAGGAAUGGGCAGCAUCUUGCAUCCUGGUUUGACGCCUUCCACAUCGACCAGCAACGUGAAAGAAGUGAGCAGCAUGCAAGACGCCGGCUUGGCUUCUUCCACAGCGCCCACCAGUUUGGAAGGAGUUGGCACCAUCUUGCAGCCUGGCUUGGUACCAUCUCCAGCGCCAGCUGGAGGCAAUAUCGAGGGAGGAGCUGGCAUUUUGCAACCUGGAUUGGUUCCUUCCGCAUCAGCAGAUUUGCCACCUGUUGCCGAAGCUUCGUCCACGUCAGUGACGCCAGUUGUUCACGAAUUCGCGUUCGGUUCAGAAAGCGGCGAAGUUGAUCACACACCAACGUUGAACAUCUUCUCCGACAGUCCUUCCACUGAGAUUAUGCCUUCCGUCUUCCAGAACGCACCAUCCGAAUCCCCGACAAUUCCAACCAGAUGGCCUCUUGUCCACUACGAUUCGGACACACCUGAACGCAAAGAACUUUUCGGUGUCACGUCUGUCGUGAUGGGUCCUGGCAGUCCAGAUUUCACGACUGUAGUUUCCCGUGUGGAAGCUGACGGCCGGACUGCGUUCUCUACCAUCAUUCAGAAAUCUACAACUAUCACCUACGUUGAACCAACAACGAUGCCUACCGUUGCGGCCAGUCCAGUCACACCGGCCAUCGAAGAAGAAGAAGAAGAAGAAGAAGAAGAAGAAAAGAUUACUGAACCAGCUUUAACGUUCCCACCCAACUCUCCGUUUGUUCCUCCAACGAAUCCUCCGUUGCGGCCACAGGCCAUCAGCAGUAGCAGCAGCACAAGUACCACUAAAUCUAGAACAACAUCUACGACACCUGCUGCAGAGGUAGAACCCCCAAUGGCCAAGGAUGUCAUCAUGGACAACACUGGCAACAAGGCCGUUUUGGGCGGAUUCGGUGGAUCUUUCAGCGUCAACCAACCUUCGUCCAUUGAAGAUGGCUGUCGUGGCCGUUGCAGUAAAGAAAAAUCAGAGGUUUGCGUCUACGCCAACGGCCAACACGAAUGUAUGUGCCGUCCUGGAUACAGUCGCUCCGAUCCCUUCGAAAGCUGCAGCAAAACCUACACCUACCAACUGAAAUUGGUGCUGGAGAGCAUGAACAGGACCAUGUUGCACUUUGACAACAAUUUGAAGGACGAAAUUUCGCCGCAGUACCGCAGUUUGGCUACGCAUGCGCGAAUGGGUCUUAAACAAGCUUUGAUGAGCACUGAUUUGUCUGAAUCAGUUCACGACAGUCAAGUGAUGGGUAUUCAUCCAACCAGCGAAAGCGAAUUGCAGAGCGAUGGUGUCUUGGUCGAUUUCUUUAUUCAUUUGGCCAAACAACAAGACGAGAAUGAACUCAAGAGCAAACUGGUAAAAUCCCUGGAACGUAAUAAUUAUUUCCUCGGCGAGAGCGACAUCACUGCUGCUCGUUUCACCGACAGUCUUCAAGCUCAAGACUUUGACGAGUGCAGCCAUGAAGGUCAUCAUGAUUGUUCUGAAUUCGCCGAUUGUAUUAACGAAAAGGGAUCUUACCGUUGCCAAUGUCGACCAGGUUUUAUCGAUUCUUCUGACGAAGAUGGUCGCAUUUGUCUUGCCGAACGCCAAGAUUGCGAAGAAUGCAGUGGUCACGGACGUUGCGUGUUUGAACCCACUUCAAAUGAAAUGACGUGUAUAUGCAAUAAGUGGUUUGCCGGCAAAGAAUGCCACAUCAAUUUGAAGGUGGUGAUGAUCGUCGUCCUGGCAGUCGGUAUCUUCACGAUCCUUCUCAUAACUGCCAUCAUCGUCGUUUGCUGUUUACGUUCACGAAGGGCCAAGGGAUCCAUCACUGGUGGACCCUCUUUCCUCAGAUACAGGGGUCCGAGUGUUCCCGCUAGUGGCACUCUCGAUAGAGCGGCCAUGAUUCGUGGAGAUACAAGCAGUGAAGGCAGUGGUAACGACAACUUUGGCACUGGAACAAGCACGUUGGAUGGCAAACCAGCACCGCGUGCACCGGCUGGAGGUCCCGCUCUUCAGAGUUACAGGCCGUACGGAGAGGGACUAAUGAUCCCUAGAGCCAAGCACCAGCACGGCCCUACCACGGCUUCCGGAAACACCACCAGCUCAGCCGAGCGAGGCGAAGCAGCACCAAACAGAGAACAUCAAUUGAUGGAUUAUCUUGAUGGACGCGGUCCCAAGAAAGUCCUUCCGGAUAGGGAUGGUAAAAUGACAGACACACGUUCAAGCGAAGUCCUCUCGGCCGGCGGUAGAACUUCAGUCAGCAGCACCUCACAAUUCCGCGACAGCCUUGGAAAAAUGGAAUCUGCGGAAACGGACGCACAGGAAAAAGCUGAGCUAGAAACGACCGUAUCGGAAGUUCGAUCAUUCGAUGAAACGACCAUCCACCCGGCAACGAGACGACCUGCCCAAUAUUACCAAAGCGAUGCUGCGGCUAUGGAAUCUGAUGGCAUGUCAGGCAGGUAUCCGGCUGGUGCCCGUGACACGGUGUUACGUGAUCAAAAAACACUGGUUCAACAGUUGCUUUCUUUUCCCCAACCGUUCACCAUUACCCGUCCGAAACUCUACAAUCCCCUUCCGAGAGAGUGACAACUCCAACUUUGAUUCUUUGUAAACCACUACGUGUGCGAUGAUCGUAGCCAGAAACUCUUGAAUUAAAAAUUGUUUUUCUUUCUCUCGCGAGCGAAUACCAGAGCUCUUAAAUUUAUGUAACAACCCAGCAGGUCGCACGAAAGGAAGAGCGAUUCAAGUACAUAGUUGACGAUUGGGUUUUUUAUGAAUUUCUUCGGUUUUUUUCCCUGCUUUUUGUUUCAUUUCUUGCUGAAGAAAAAAAAUGAAAGCAAAAGAUGUGUUUGCUCAACUGCCGGGAAAGAUUUUUUUCUUUUUUCUUUUGCAUUGUUAUAAUAUCGACCAACACCAAACAUUUUUCCGUAUUCCCCUUUUUUAUUCAUUUAUUUGUACUUCAUUGAUUGUGAGUGAAGAAAAAUUCUAUUUGGUGCCUUUUUUUUUAUAGAAAAAGAAGGAAACAUGUUUCAAAUGUUUUUAAUUAACAAACAUUCUAUAUCUUUUAUCUGUUCAUAUGCAUACUUAAAUGUUUAGGCGUGAUCCGGUGACACUUUCAAUCACCAAAAAUAUGGCAACCACAGAGGAAAAUGUUGAAGUAAAAAAAAUAUCUUCUCCUCUUUUCCCUCUCC